AGUGUGUGCAUAACCGUGCUGAGUACAAAGUGCGUGUUGACGAAAGUGACUUCGCAACACUGGUUUUACAUGUGACCUGUACCCUGAAAAAGACCUGAAAAAGGGUGAUAUGAUACUUGACGAUAGGAGUACCAGCAAGACUGGGAGUACUAGCAGCCGUCGUUUCGUUUGCUACUUGGAAGUUUCUCUGACUCUCAAAACUUCCAAGUAGUGGCAAAGUUCUCGGUCGGAGCAUGACUAAAGUCGUUGAUGAUGAGUUUUGGAGGCAACUUUGGGUGAACGACCAAAUCGGGUUCCACGAGUCGGAAGUUCAUCCAACCCUCAAGAAAUAUAUUGCUGAGUUGACUGCCGGACAAGAGAAAUGCCGGAUCUUCGUUCCGCUGUGUGGAAAGUCAGAAGACAUGAAAUGGCUGGCUGAUCAAGGCCACACUGUUGUAGGAGCGGAGCUGUCGGCUCUUGCGAUUCAAGAUUUCUUCAAGGAGAACAAAGUCGAAUUUACCUCCAGCCCUAUGGAAGGAGUCAGUGAUGCCGAUCUGUACAAGAGUAAAGAUGACAGUAUUCAUCUCUACAAAGCAAACAUCUUUGACUUGAAGAGAGAUAUGAUUGGCGAAUUUGACUGCAUUUGGGACCGUGCGUCGUUGGAUGCAUUGCUCCGUGAGGAUAUUCAAAAAUAUGCCGAUCACAUGAGGUCACUUCUGAAACCAAAGGGCAGAUGUCUUCUGGAAACUGUUGAAUUUGACCAAAGUAAAGCGAAUGGUCCCCCAUUUUCAACUCCAGCAAACGUAGUGGAAAAACUUUAUGCUGAAGGCUGGGAAAUCAAACCACUACAGGUAACAGAUGGAAUGAACGACCAAUGGCGAAGCAGAGGGGUAGAUAAUGUAACCGGAAAAACAACCUUGCUGACCAAGAAAUAACUGUGGUCAGAAGAUAGGUAGAUGAUGACAUUAGCUGAUGUUGACUCUGUCAUUAUGAGACUAGCAGCUGCAGCUGAUUAGCUAGGAAAGAGAGUGAGUGACUGAAAUCAGGCCUUCAGAUCAUAAUAAGUGAAUCGAUGUGUUUAUAACAAGAUCACCAUUUUGAUAUGGACCUGUGAAAUUCAGCUGGAUAAUGAACUUAUUAUUAUGAGGACACAGUGUGGUGAC
This is a messenger RNA of Patiria miniata (bat star), 1142 nucleotides long. RefSeq names its product thiopurine S-methyltransferase-like. The coding region runs from base 234 to 914 and encodes 226 amino acids. The record is from RefSeq and is a predicted model, not a curated record. Lineage: Eukaryota; Metazoa; Echinodermata; Asteroidea; Valvatida; Asterinidae. Gene Ontology annotation, molecular function: thiopurine S-methyltransferase activity. The transcript has 9 exons.